GAAUGGACAAACCUAGAAUAUUAAAAAAUCUGCAACCAUUGAAAAUACAUUAUCCAGAAAUUUAUAAUAGAUGUAAUAAUUUGGUAGAGAGAAUUGGAGAGCGACCCAGUGAAGUUUUUGAUUCAAUAAAUAGCUCAGAUGCGUCCGAAAAACUAGCAGGAAUCUAUUUAAUUUUAUGUUUGGCUGAUGCUAGUUUUGAUGAGGAAACAACAAAAAUUACAAAUUUUGCUAGAAAUUUGCUUCGUAUGUUAACAAUGAAUUCACAAGAGUCAGUUAUUCGAUUGGCGUCAAAAGCUGUUGCUUAUUUAAUUUUGACUUCAAAAUCCUAUGCUGUAGAAUUAAUGGAAGUAGCAUUAAAUCAAUGUUUUGAAUGGUUAGAAGAACAACAACGAAGUGAACAGCGUCGACUUGCAGCUGUUAUUCUUGCCAAAGAUUUGGCUAUUUUUACACAAUCACAUUUUUUUCAACGUGCCAAUCAAUUUUUUGCAAAUAUUUUUAAAUGUAUUAGAGAUUCAAAACCAAAUUUGAGGUUGGCAGCAGCUGAAGCAUUGAGGGCUGGUUUAGCAGUUACUUCACAAAGAGAGACUAAACAUAAAAAUGAAUGGUACAAUAAAUGUAUCAAAGAAGCAUGCCAAUUUGAUUUCCCUACAAUUUCUCGUGAUGAUAUUUUACAUGGUUCUUUACUUAUAUUCAACGAAUUACUUCGAAUAGCCAAUUAUUCACAUGAAAAUGCUCGUCUACAACUUGUUGGAAUUACUCAACAUUUUAAUAAAUCACGUUCUUCAAUUAUUGGACAAAGCCCUAUUGAAUGGCUUUUAGAACCUAUUCAACCACCAACUGUAGAAUCGAGAACUGCGAGGACUUUAAUUACUGAUUAUUUUCAAGAGAUUGUCAAGAAUUGCUUUGAGGCUCGCAACAGUAAAACCCCUUAUUGUAAACUUAUUCUUUUGGAACUUUUUCCAAGAUUGGCCAGUUUUUCUGAUAAUAAUGGACAACAAUUGUUUUGUUACGUUCCUGAAGCAGCAGAACAUUCUUUGGCUUUGGUAGGAAAAUAUCCUGAAGCUAUGCUUACUUUGGGAUUGUUAGCCCUUAGCAGGCCAUUAGAAAUCAGAUCGAAAAUUGCUCCUAUUCUCAAUAUAUUAAUUCAACAUAUGCAUUUGGCCGUUUCUAAAAAAAAAUUGGUUCAUGACAAUGACUUUAAAUGUCUAUCGUUGGUUGUACGCUCUCAACUCUCUUACCUUUGUGAAAAAAUUCGUGAAUUGCUUCCACUUUUCUUCUCUACCGGAAUAUCUGAAGGCUUGAUAACUGUUAUGCACGACAUUAUUAAUGCAAUCCCUGAAUUAAAAGCUGAUGUUUUCGACGGUUUAAUGGAUCAACUUUACCACUUGCUUAUGGACAGACCAAGACCUAGUAAAUUAGCACCUCCUACAGCUCCACCAAUUCCUGCUGGACCUAUUCAACCCGUCAAUAUUCCACAAACAAAAUUGGCAUUAAAAACACUUGGAGAAUUUAAUUUUUCACGUCAUUCACUUCAAAUGUUUUUGCGUUAUGUGGCUAUGGGUUAUUUAAUUAGUGAUUCUGUAGAAAUUCGUUUAACAGCAGUUUAUAGUUGUACAGAAAUGUUAAAACCUUUUAUCAUGGUUUAUGAAAAUGUUGAAAAUCAACAAAAAGCUGAAGUUUACAAUUUAAUUAGAAAUGUUUUGGAAUGUCUUGUUAAAACUGCUAUUGUUGAUACUGGUAAGGUUUUUGGUUUUGCACUCUAUUAGACAUCGAAACUUUUGAACAAUAUUUGUGG
Meloidogyne enterolobii is the source of this 1795-nucleotide messenger RNA. The record is from the annotation of a GenBank genome assembly. NCBI's taxonomy places the organism in Eukaryota, Metazoa, Nematoda, Chromadorea, Rhabditida, Meloidogynidae.